GCGAGAGAGAGAGCGAGAGAGAGAGAGAGUGGGGAGAGGGAGAGUGAGGCACAUAGACACAGACAGAGAGAGAACUAGUGAGUGAGAGAGAGAGGGAGAGCAAGUGAGUGAGUGAGUGAGCAACAGAGAGAGAGAGAGAGAGAGAGAGAGAGACUCGCAGAGACGCUGAACCUGUGUUCAUGCCUUCAGUGUAGCGGAGCGGGCGAUGGAUGUGAGAUUUUAUCCUGCACCCCCUUCCAGCGUGGGCUCCUGCACGCUGCCUGCCGAACCCAGCCUCGCCUCUCUGGACUAUUACCACUGCAACAAGAACAGAUACAGUGUAGGAGAUCGUGCUAGGCUGUACAGCGGUUUCCCCGUGAGGCCCAACCCUGACGGGAAAAGACUGCCCUCUUCAGGGUUUGAUGGUGAAAACAUGUACAUGAAUGAAAACAACCAAGAGUUCCUUUCCCCGAGUCAGGUAAGACCACAGAACUACUCUGGUCAGGGUGGGGGCAGUGGGAACGGAGGAGGUGGGGGUGACGAGGAUUACGAGAUUCCACCCAUAACUCCGCCAAACCACCCCGAGCCGCCUCUUCUGCACCUGAUGGAUCCAGAGUCCAGCUACCUGUGUCACUCCCUGCCACACAAUGGCCUGAUCAACCCCUACUCUUACCCCGAGCUGCCCGCCCUCAUGAUGUCCAACAUGCUGGCACAGGACGGACACCUGCUCUCCAGUCAAAUGCCCUCGAUGCAGGCGCUGGCCGGGCCAGAUGGCGGCCGCUACCCCCCGGCCUGCCACGCGCCCAUGCUAAACAGGUCUCCUAGGAUACUGCCCCACCCCAUGAGCGCUCUGUCCCAGCUCAGCUCUCAGAUUGGCCGAGGCUCCUAUACUCGUGGCUCCCCCUCGUCGCCGGGAAGCCAGUCGGCCACACCCUCCCCUUCGAGCUCCGCCCAGGAAGAGGAAGCAGAUUACCACACGAAGAUCACGGGGGAGAAAAGACCCUCCACAGACAUGAUGAAGCCCAAGCCCAAACCUCAGAAGAAGAAGAAGAAGAAGGACCCCAAUGAGCCUCAGAAGCCGGUCUCAGCUUACGCUCUCUUCUUUCGGGACACUCAGGCGGCCAUCAAGGGCCAGAACCCCAACGCCACCUUCGGGGACGUCUCCAAGAUUGUGGCCUCCAUGUGGGACAGUCUGGGAGAGGAGCAGAAACAGGGGUAUAAGAGAAAAACAGAAGCGGCUAAAAAGGAGUACCUGAAGGCCCUGGCAGCGUACCGAGCGAGCCUGGUUUCCAAGACCUACAAUGACCCAGUGGAGAGCAAAAAUGCCCAGUCCAGCCAACCCUCGUCGCACAUGAUGCCCCCCAACCCACCGCUGUACAGUGUGCCUCCCCAGCCCUCCUCCCCCUACCUGGGCCCGAGCCCCUUCCCUCUGUCCGACCUGCAGAGCUACGCGGCCGGGGCGCCCCGCCACGGCCUGCCACGCUCGGCCAUGCUGCCCGCCCUCAGCGCCUCCCCACCUGCCUCCUUUCAGAUCAGCCCCCCUCUCCACCAGCAGCUUUCCCUGCACCAGGGCUCCCUCCUCAACCAGCCCAUCCGCAUGCAGCAGGUCCAGUCACAGCCAAUCAUCUCCCACCAGAUGGGCCUCCAGGCCUCCCUCCACUCCCCGCCCCCAGGCCAACAGGGCUUCUCUCACUUACAGUCAGAGUAUCAGAAGACUGUGGGGGGCUCUCAGUCUCCUGGGGCUCCGAACCCAGUGGGACAGAACCCUGAGUGGGACAGUGAGUACUGCAAUCGGGAGUGUGGAAACCACUGCAGUGGCAGCAUGAUAGGCAGGGAGAAGACACUCUACCUCACUUGAAGUGAAUUGUGGAGGAAGAAGACAAAAAAAGUGAUGAAACAACACCAGGGAGUACCCUACACCUCUCCACCCUUCCCCGACACCCUCUGUUUUUCCUCAGUGUCAUUUUGCAUUCGUUUUUAGAAGGAUGUGUGCGCGUGUUCUGAAGACUACUAGUGAUCCUCUCAUUUUUUUGCCAAGCACUUAAAAUGUAUAGGCCUCCCACUGGAGACCUUCCAGAGCACUCAUUCUUUCUCUGAAUAAAUAAAUUAAAAAAAAAAGACAAAAAAGAGAUAUAUUAAAGGAAAAAAAACAAACAGACAAACUACCGUAAAACUGGCCCUCAGGGCGAACGAGCUUUAACUAAAACAGAGGAAAAACUCUCCUCCUCUCGGUUACUUUUUUUUUUUCAUGCUCUCGUUUUAUGUUGGUUUAUUUAUUUCUUGCUUGCUACAUCGCUUUUUUUUGCCAAUAACAGGUCCUGUACUGUAGAGAAAUACUCUUCUGAUGAAGUCAUCAAAGGCCCACAGCUUAAUGUAGGUCCACCUGAUGCUCUGUGAAUUUCGAGAAGAUAUUAGUAAGGACAGAAAAGAAAAAAAAAAGAAAAACAAGUGAAUAGAUAAAUGAAUUUAACAACUUCUUUUUGUAAUUUUUAAAGACCUCCAUAGGUCUUUAAUGAUCUGUCACAGUGUGAUUGUAAAUAUCACUUUUUUUGGGAUCAAAUUGGGAAAAUGAAGUCCAGAUAUUUUUUUCUUCUUUAAUAUGACUUAUAAUUCAUUAAUUUGUAUUUUAAAUGGUAUCUUGUGAGCGUGUGCUGAUAGGUGACUGAGCGAACGCGUGCGAGUGUGCUUGUCUGUAUGUAUGUGUGUGUGUGUGAGAGAAUGUGUGAGUGUGUGAACGAGUGUGUGUGUGUGUGUGAGAGUGUGCAUUGUAAACAUUGAUCAGCCUGUGCAGGUGAUAUCAGAGGAGUGUUUCACAUAAACACAAUCUUGCAUUAAAUCUGUGGUCACUGGUUGGAUAUUUAAAGAUAGACGGUUGGCCGAAACCAUCACUGACCGCGUGACCUGGCUCCGCACUCGGGUUCCACGCGCUCCGGCUCCGCCCGCGUCGCUCACGUGGAAACCUUUACUGCCCGAGUCUGAUUCUGUCGAGCUUUGUUUUAGGGAAUAAAAUCUGGAGCGAUUUGAUUGGCUGUUGUGUCUCAGGUUGUACAUUUCAGACGGGAGAACAUUUGUAUUGGGGAACAGGUUUAAAGAGAUUUAGACCCCCAGAAUAAAGACAAGCGCAGGUCUGGAUGAAAAGGCAAAGCUUUUGUCUAGUCUGACUGAUGAAUCCACACCAGGUGAACUAAACCAUGCUCAAUGUGAGAUAUUACAGCACACAUUUAAAAACAACAGUGGGUCUAUAGUUUUCUAGUAGCUUUGCUAGGUGUUAUAUUGUGUUGAUCUCAUCCUUAAGUUUUGUGAGGAAAAAAAAUUACAUUUGAUCAUUUAGUCAAACUUUUUCUUUCUUUCUUUCACUGUAGCAUAAUAUUUUAGUUUGGGAAAAAAAAAGAAUAACUUUUAAGACAUUUAAUUUGUGUACAAACCUGCCAAUUGUAGUUAUUUUAUUUGUAAAGCCAGUAAUGAUAAUUAUUUUAAAUUGUUACCAACUUAUCUUUUUUGCAAGUUGCCCAUCAGUUAUUUAAUUGUUUAACAGGUUUCCUAUCUAUUUAUGAACAAAAUGAGAUCAUUUUUUGCUUAUAACUACAUUAUUUGAAUUUUCUCGUUUGUUUGUUUGUUUUUUUGUUUUUGCUCUUUUUUUUGGUUUGAUGAUGAUUGCUUUUUUGGGGUUUUUUUGUUUUUUACUUUUUGAUGCUGGCCUUUUCUUUCCUUGCCAGCCAGGUCAUUUUGUGUCACUAUGCCUUUUUGUUUCAUUUGUCCGUAAUAAAAAAAUGUUAAAGGUGAAACAA
Molecule: messenger RNA, 3767 nt
Organism: Astyanax mexicanus (Mexican tetra)
Lineage: Eukaryota; Metazoa; Chordata; Actinopteri; Characiformes; Acestrorhamphidae
Gene: tox2
Product: TOX high mobility group box family member 2
Exons: 10
Coding region: 206-1837 (543 amino acids)
Biological process (GO): regulation of transcription by RNA polymerase II
Cellular component (GO): nucleus
Molecular function (GO): chromatin DNA binding
Source: RefSeq, a predicted model, not a curated record